AUGGCAGCCUCGAACAAUACCUGUGGCGGUGCAACAUCAUCCUCCUGUGGUAGCAGUGCUCGACGUUCUCCCGUGACCAAGGGAGUGAGUGAAAAAGGGCUAUGGAAGCUUUACAAGAGAUUGGCAGUUGGUGGUAGUGGAGGUCAUGAAGAAAGUGAAAUGCAUGAAGACACAGAGGAAAUCAAUGCAUUGCUUUAUUCUGAUGAUGAUGACAGUGAUUAUAAUGAUUGUGAUGAUAACGAGAUAACAAGUACAGACCAUUCCCCUUUGGUUACUAAAAGGACCUAUGGUAUGCAAGAACAAUUUCAACACACAACUGAGGGAGUUGCUAGCUAUGAUUGGCCUAACAAAAGGCCGAAGCUAGUUGAUGGUGACUGCAAUAGAUCACCACAACCUGUGGACAGUUCCAGUUCGUUAAGACCAAAUGAAAACCACGAGUGCAUUAGUGAUGCUGAAUCACAGAAUUAUUUUGGCGCUGAGAAAGUAGGUAAAUCAAUAGCAGGUGAUUUUCAGUUGAAAAAGGACCAGAUUCGAGAAUUAUUGAGAGUUCUUGAGAACUUGAUUCCUGGUGCAAAAGGAAAGCAGCUACUUUUUGUCAAUGAUCAAACUAUUGAGUACUUGAAAUUUUUAGUAAACUAUAAUUAG
Molecule: messenger RNA, 645 nt
Organism: Arachis duranensis
Lineage: Eukaryota; Viridiplantae; Streptophyta; Magnoliopsida; Fabales; Fabaceae
Product: transcription factor bHLH143-like
Exons: 3
Coding region: 1-645 (214 amino acids)
Source: RefSeq, a predicted model, not a curated record